AUGGACGUGCCAACGCAUCCCGUCACCCAUGGCCUCGCGGAGGAUGACGAGCUCUCCGACGAGCAGAUCGAGAUGCUGCUGAAGCAGGCUGAGGUCAGAGCGCGUGAGAAGGACACGUCGAGCUCGCUGGUGCAGAUUCCAUCUGCCGCCGACUACACGCUACCCAGGCUCGCAACCCCCGGCCUUCCUGCUCUGUACGUCCAGACCGAGGGCGACGUUGCCCGCGCGGAUCCAUCCCGCCUGCUUGAUGACCAGCAGCGCGCAUUGGCAAACCACAUCCGGAAGGUCGAGGAUCCCGUCGCCGUCAAGAAGAAGAAGAUUGAGGAGAAGAAGGCUACCGCUGGAGAGCAGUGGUUCAACAUGCCCAAGACAGACCUCACCCCGGAGCUGAAGAGAGACCUCCAACUAUUGAAGAUGCGCAACGUGCUUGAUCCCCACCGUCAUUACAAGAAGGAGAACAGCAAGGACUUUGUCCCCGAAUAUUCGCAGGUCGGUACCAUUAUCGAGGGCCCCACCGAGUACUACAGCGCCCGUCUGCAAAAGAAGGAACGCAAGAAGACCUUCGUCGAAGAGGUGCUCGACCGGGAGAAGAACUCGGGCAGGUUCGAGAAGAAGUACGGCGAGAUUCAGUCGAAGAAGACGAGCGGCAAAAAGGCCCACUACAAGGCUCUGCAGGCCAUGAGAAAGUCUGGCAAGAUUUCCAAGGGUUGA
Diplodia corticola is the source of this 711-nucleotide messenger RNA. Its product is annotated as rrna-processing protein fcf2. The transcript is spliced from 2 exons. Bases 1 to 711 code for a protein of 236 amino acids. The record is from RefSeq and is a predicted model, not a curated record. Lineage: Eukaryota; Fungi; Ascomycota; Dothideomycetes; Botryosphaeriales; Botryosphaeriaceae. Gene Ontology annotation, biological process: RNA processing. Gene Ontology annotation, cellular component: nucleolus. Gene Ontology annotation, molecular function: RNA binding.